UCCGGGAGCACAGGCAGAGCGCGCAGCCGUCGGGCCGCCGCCCACCCCAGCGACGACGAAGCCAUGGACCAAGCGUCGUGGCCCCGUGCCGAGCGUGUGCGCCGCGACUGCAGCCCUGAAGCCCGGCUCGCGCAGGACGGGCUCCCUUGCCCUACCGGUGUCUUUCAGGUUGCAGAAAAGAUGGAAAAAAGGACAUGUGCACUCUGCCCCAAAGAUGUCGAGUAUAGUGUCCUGUACUUUGCACAAACAGAGAAUAUAGCUGCUCAUGAAAAUUGUUUGCUGUAUUCUUCAGCACUUGUGGAAUGUGAGGAUCAUGAUCCAUGGAAUCGUGACAGGAGCUUUGAUGUGGAAUCAGUAAAGAGAGAAAUCCAGAGAGGAAGGAGGCUGAAAUGCUCACAUUGUGGUGACAAAGGAGCCACCGUGGGAUGCGACAUAAAGGCUUGCCCCAAGUCAUACCACUUUUUCUGUGCCAAGAAGGACCAUGCAGUUCUACAAACUGAUAAAGCUCAAGGAACUUAUAAUUCUUUGAAAUUGCAUAUUUUCAGAUUGUUAUGCCAAAGACAUGCUUCAUCACUGGGCAUCCCUUCGAGUGGUAAGCCUCCAGAAAAGAAAAGAAAAAGAGGAAGGAAGAAAUAUCUCCCGACAGACAUUCAUUUACAGGCACCUGAAACAAUGAAAUCAAAUACAUCCAUGAGACAAAUGAAGGAAGAGCCCGGCAGACACACAGAUGCAACUGUGAAAGUUCCUUUCCUUAAGAAAUGUAAGGAAGCAGGACUUCUUGAUGACUUAUUUGAAGAAAUAUUAGACAAACUUCAUUUGAUUCAAGACAGACUCAUGGAUGAGAGGACUUCAGAAUCAGAGUAUGAAGAAAUGGGGACUUCACUUUUUGACUGUAGAUUGUUUGAAGACACAUUUGCACAUUUUAAAGCAGCAAUAGAGAAUAAAAUUCGUGAAUCUCAAGAAAGGCUGCAGAAGCUAAAGGAAGAGAUUGAGCUAUUUCAGGACCUAAAAAAAAGCUUGGGUUCUUUUCAAGAAAAUAGAGACCUUAGGUCAAGUUCCACAUCCAUAUCGUCCCUGUCUUCUUAAGGAUUACCAUUUCCUAAACCAGAUGUCAGGAAAAAUGGCCAUCAGGCUCAUAACCAGAGAUCUAUGAAAAACCACUUCUUCAGGACUAGGCCUCUUACCUCACCCUGGGCCUGAACUGCAAUUCCCACCAGCUCUUACCUCUUCUUGCCAACGGGGUGUUUAUUGCCCCUCCUCUGUCUUCAUCUCACUUUUACGUGCCCUCUCCACCAAAAUGUUUCUCAGAUUCUGCUUCAGUUAAUUGGAUCCUGUCCCCCAUCUCUCCCACCCUCUGCACUUAAAAUCCUGUGGGUGGCCUCUUGCUGGUGCAUUCCCUCCCCCCACGGUGACCUAAGUGGAUUCCAGUAACAUACCAGGUGCUACUAACCCAGGGCCUUUGCAUAUCCCUUGUGAAGUCUUAACUCCUCUUUCAUCUUUGCCUACCUGCUCCUCCUGCAGAUCUCACUAUAAAUCUCCCUUUAUUCCCUCUGAGAGGACUUUUCCUUCACAUCAUUUCUCAGUGUGACCGUAUCUUACAUCACACUAAUAGAGUACAAGCUCUCUGAGGGCAGAAACUCACCAUUCCUGUGUUUUGCUCACUCUCACAUUUCCAACACCUACCAUGCUCAUUAAAUGUUUGUAGACAAAUGCAUAAAAUGCUCUUAACUGCUGAGACUAGUUCCAUAAUGGGACCGUAAUGGAUGCUGGAUAUAAUAAAUUUGAAUGUACUACUUUACUUGUAACAAAUUGACCGGUCUUCAUGUCACAAAGUCUACU
Messenger RNA from Propithecus coquereli (Coquerel's sifaka), 1839 nucleotides. It is a transcript of the gene PHF11, whose product is annotated as PHD finger protein 11. The record is from RefSeq and is a predicted model, not a curated record. Gene Ontology annotation, cellular component: nucleus. The transcript is spliced from 10 exons. Bases 64 to 1086 code for a protein of 340 amino acids. Gene Ontology annotation, molecular function: histone binding; histone deacetylase binding. NCBI's taxonomy places the organism in Eukaryota, Metazoa, Chordata, Mammalia, Primates, Indriidae.